AUGUCAAGUCGUUCAAAAUCUGAUGGUAAAAGUGGUAAAACAAGUGGUAAAGGUGAUCGGCAGAAGGCCAAAAAUGAUGUGGUUGAUGAAGUGAUUGGUGGUAAGGAAAGUGAAGUGGUGGUGGUGGUGGAUGAAUCAGAGAAGACCGUCGAUGGACAAAGCUGCAAGUGCUGUGGAAGGCCUGAUACAAAUGAAAUGGUGCAGUGCGACAAGUGCGAUGGAUGGCAUCACUACGAAUGCGUUGGAGUUAGUGAGGAAGUCGUCGACCAAAGCUGGAGUUGUGCCAACUGCAAGACUGCAACAUGGAACCAGCGAACAACGUCAACAUCCAACAGGGAUCUAGCGUCGAAGUGUACCAGCAACGAGCACUCACCCAAAAGUGUUUCAUCCAAAAGGAAUGUUUCUAUAGCUGCAGCGAUUAUACCAUCAAGCGGAAAUCCGGAACUGAUAAAGCCAUCAGAUCCUGCCGGAACUCACACUAUGAAUGAAUGGAGUCAAUCACGUCAAACGGAUGGAGCAAUACCGCAGAAGAGCAGAGGGACAGGAAGGAAGCUAUUUGUUCCAUCGCUGGAAGGUUUACCAGUUAUUCAACUGGAUGAAGCAUCGGAAGUCUCAUGUUCGUCAUCACAGAAGUCUGCUAGAAACCGUGCAAAAUUGAAGUUACAGCGGCUGGAAGAAGAAAUGGCUUUCGAAGAGCAGCAAGCAGAAAGACGUCGGAUAGCUGAACAGCAAGAAGCGGAGAAGCAUAGAGUAUUCAUCGAGAAGAAGUACAGAAUCUUAGAAGAACUAGCUAGCGAAAGAGGAUCUAGUCGAGUUUCCGGUAGUGACUACUCUCGGAAUCGUGUAGCGGAUUGGAUAGAGAAGGACUGUCAUUCGGAUGCGGCGCAACAAUCCCAUGGACAACCAGCACAGCAGGGGCUAGGUCAAGAAGAUCUGCUACCAGCGCAGCAGGGGUUCGGACAACGUCAACAAAAAUCCGUCAGAAUGUCGAAGUACUUCAAUCCCAACAUCCAACCUCAAUCGACUCGAAUUCAAACUGGCCAGCUUGGGGUGCCGGGUCGGGUUCCUCGAUCCCUGGUGAAUUCAACGCUCCUAGAACAUCCGACGGAAGCAGAGCAACCAGACGAACACGAUCCAUUCCAACUCUCGCGCUCCCAAAUCGCAGCAAGGCAAGCAGUGUCGAAAGAUUUGCCAACAUUUGCCGGCAACCCGGAGGAAUGGCCAAUUUUCUUUUCUAUGUACAAUAGUACAACCGCAAUGUGUGGAUUCACUGAAGAAGAAAAUCUUGUGCGGUUGCAAAGAAGCUUAAAAGGGAAAGCUUACGAAUCGGUUAAAUGCAGGUUGAUGCAUCCGGGAAACGUUCAGGGCAUAAUAAACACACUGAAGAUGCUGUACGGCCAACCAGAGAUCAUCGUACACUCGUUGAUUUGUAAGAUCAGCUCUCUACCGCCCAUCCGCGAAGAUCGCCUCGAGACAUUGGUGGACUUCGCCGUGAGUGUGCAGAAUUUCUGUGCGACGGUGGAAUCGUGCGGCCUAGACGACUACAUGUACAAUGUAACUCUUCUGCACCAGCUUAUUGGAAAACUACCUCCAUCGAUUAAGCUGAACUGGGCUCAGCAUCGUAAAGCUCAACCGGCAGUCAACUUGGCGACUUUCAGUAAGUGGAUCUACUCUUUGGCGGAAGCAGCAAGCACGGUUACGUUUCCAAUGGAAUCUUUGCAGGCGAAACUAACUCGAAACGAUGUUCGACGCAACCGAAAAGGUGAAGCAUAUCUCAAUGCGCAUACAGAAACACAGGAAAAGUAUGAUGUGACCCCUAAAUCGUCUUCCAAAGCACCUGAAACAUUUGCUGCGCCGGUGGUGAAAGAAAACUGUCUGGUGUGCCAAGGAACGUGUAAGUCAGUGGACAAAUGCAAACGGUUCUUGGAGCUUUCCAGAGACUCCAAAUGGGCGGUCAUUCGUGAGUUUGGUCUUUGUCGAACAUGUCUCCGUCGGCAUAAAGGAUCUUGUAGAGCAAAACCGUGCGGCAAGGACGGGUGUUACUUCAGACACCACGAGCUAUUACACAACGAGCAGAAGAGAAAGUUUCACAGUAACAGUGCAAAGACCGGAAAUUCCCAAUCUCCCCAAUCAACAGCAAGCGGCGCUGAGCUUGGGUGUAACACACACCAAACGGCAUCUAGUCCAGUCCUUUUCCGCUACCUUCCAGUUGCGUUAUCAGCGCCGAGCACGACGAUCUACACUUAUGCCUUCCUUGAUGAAGGCUCAGGAGCAACGCUGAUCGAUCAAGAUCUUGCCGACGAGCUACAACUGGAUGGAACACCGAGCCCAAUAUGUCUACGCUGGACGGGUGGCACUGAGCGGUGUGAGAAGAACUCGUGCAUCGUUCGUCUACAAGUUGCCGGACGGCAGAAAGGAGCAGAGAAGUUCACAUUGGAGGACGUGCAAACGGUCAGCGAGCUGCUGCUGCCGUUACAGAACCUAGACAUAGAUGAACUGAGGCGAUCGUACCGUUUCCUGGAAGGAUUGCCCAUCGCAUCAUAUCGCAAUGCACGUCCUCGCAUUCUGAUCGGAACAAAGCAUGCGCAGCUGGGUUUAACUCUCAAGAGUCGCGAAGGAGAAUUCGGUGAACCGAUUGCAACCAAAACUCGUCUAGGCUGGACCGUGUGUGGCAAUCUAGGAUCCGGAGAUGCUUCGAGCAUGUUUCAUUACAGCUUCCACGUGUGUUCGUUAAACGAACGGCCGAACGACAAUCUGCAUCAGACGAUGAAGGAUUAUUUCUCCCUUGACAGCCUGGGAAUUAGUUCAUCAAAACCGCUUCUGUCGGCCGAAGAUGAGCGAGCCGAAAUGCUUUUGAGGUCUCUCACACGCUUCUCAGAAGGCCGCUAUGAGACUGGUCUGCUCUGGCGCUAUGACAACGUCCGUCUGCCAGAUAGCCGACCGAUGGCUCUGCGUCGCCACAGAUGCUUGGAGAAACGAAUGGCGAAGGAUCCCAAUCUCGCAGAAAUAUUACAUCAGAAGAUCGUCGACUACGCCGUCAAGGGAUACAUUCGUAAACUUUCCGAAGAGGAAGUGCAGCAGCAAUCCACCGACAUUUGGUUCCUGCCCGUCUUCCCGGUAACAAAUAUCAAUAAACCCGGAAAAGUUCGCAUAGUAUGGGAUGGUGCGGCCGAGGUCCAUGGAGUCUCGUUAAAUUCUGUCCUCUUGAAGGGUCCCGAUCUGCUAUGUUCUCUGCUUGGCAUACUGUUACGCUUCCGACUGCAUCCUGUUGCGGUAACGGGAGAUAUUCGCGAGAUGUUCCAUCAAGUGAACAUUCGGCAGGAAGAUCAGCAAUACCAAUGCUUUUACUGGACGGGUGAAACCGGCGAACUGGCGGUGUAUGUCAUGACGGUGAUGACCUUCGGAGCGUGCUGCUCUCCUAGCAGUGCGCAGUAUGUCAAGAAUGUUAACGCGGAGCGUUUCAAAAUGAAGUAUCCAGCAGCAUGUGCAGCAAUUAUCAAGUCGCAUUACGUCGACGAUAUGCUGAUCAGCUUUGCGACGGAAGAAGAAGCGAUCCAGGUAGCCAAGGAUGUUCGACAUGUGCACGCGCAGGGCGGAUUUGAGAUCCGCAAUUGGAUUAGUAAUUCCAGAGAAGUUGUAGAUGCGCUGCAAGAACACAAUGCCGAUGAAGAGAAGAGCCUAGACCUAUCAGCAGAAUUGGCCACUGAGAAGGUUCUAGGAAUGUGGUGGAAUACGGUAGCUGAUGCUUUCACCUACAAGAUCGGCUGGAAGCGCUUUGAUGGCUUAUUACUUGAGGGUGGACGACGUCCUACAAAGCGGGAACUACUACGGAUUCUGAUGACCAUAUUCGACCCGCUUGGACUUAUCGCUCACUUUCUCGCCUAUCUGAAAUUUCUGCUGCAGGAUGUCUGGCGAUCCGGAAUAACAUGGGAUGAAGGAAUCGACGACGACGUGUUUGAAAAAUGGCGGAAGUGGCUCAGCGUUCUGCCGCAUGUAGAAGAAGUCAAGAUUCCUAGAUGUUUCUGGCCAGGACAUCCUAUCAAUGAAGCCGACGAGACUCAGCUUCACACCUUUGUCGACGCUGGUAAAUGUGGGAUGGCAGCGACAUGCUUCCUACGGUUCAUGAAGAACGGAGAGACCUAUUGUUCACUCGUCACCGCCAAAGCUAGAGUGGCUCCUCUGAAAUUAACAUCGAUCCCUCGGUUGGAGCUACAAGCAGCGGUCAUUGGCACACGACUAUCGAAAACGGUGCUUGAUACGUUGUCUAUCCGGAACAUGAAGAGGUUCUACUGGUCCGACUCACAAGACGUCUUAUGCUGGAUCAACUCCGACCACCGGCGUUACAGCCAAUUCGUCGGUUUCCGCAUUACUGAGAUACUGGAGUCCACCGAACCUCACGAAUGGCGAUAUAUACCUAGCAAACUGAACGUAGCCGACGAUGCUACCAAGUGGGACGGGCUUCCUGAUCUUUCUAUUAGAAGCAGAUGGUUUCGAGGCCCGAAUUUUUUGUGGGAAGACGAAGAGAAAUGGCCAUCAUCUACCAAACGCGAUAAUUCGACGAACACCGAGCUGCUGACAACUCUGUUGGUUCAUCACACGUCUCCGGAACCGAUCAUUUGCCUUCAAAACUUUUCCAACUGGAAGCGUUUGCUGCACGUAAUGGGACUGGUGCUGCGGUUCAUCACGAACUGUCGUCUGAAAUUACAACAAAGAACCAUCAACAGAGAACCUUUGAACAACGGUGAACUCCGUACAGCUGAAGCACAACUGAUACGAAUCGCACAAGAAGACGGAUACCCGGAAGAGUUUCAUAUACUACACAGUAACUUAGAACGCCCCACAGAGCCAGCUAAACUACUUCCUAGAUCAAGCCUGUUGUACAAGCUUACGCCGUGGAUCGAUGAUCGCGGCAUUAUGCGAAUGAAGACGCGUAUCGCUGCGUGUCAGUUCGCCACCGAAGAUGCGUAUUCUUGCCCCACUCUACUCUAUAGGUCUCCGGUCCUCCUAUGA
Molecule: messenger RNA, 5010 nt
Organism: Armigeres subalbatus
Lineage: Eukaryota; Metazoa; Arthropoda; Insecta; Diptera; Culicidae
Exons: 1
Coding region: 1-5010 (1669 amino acids)
Source: RefSeq, a predicted model, not a curated record